Molecule: messenger RNA, 735 nt
Organism: Arachis duranensis
Lineage: Eukaryota; Viridiplantae; Streptophyta; Magnoliopsida; Fabales; Fabaceae
Exons: 1
Coding region: 1-735 (244 amino acids)
Source: RefSeq, a predicted model, not a curated record
AUGAGGGGUUUCAGUGGGCAAAAAGUCAAUCUGAAUAAGUCAGCUAUCUUUUUCAGUCACAACACACCUCAGAACACAAGACUAGCAAUUGCUCAGACACUAAAUAUUGAACAUAUCGGAGCACAAGACAAAUACCUGGGACUGCCCUCUAUAGUUCAAAAAUCAAAGAAAGCAACCUUUGGAGCUAUCAAGGAUAAAGUUCAGAAGAGGAUUAUGGGUUGGAAAAGAAGUCUAUUGUCAUCAGAUGGUAGGCACACACUAUUGAGAGCGGUGGGGGAGGCGAUUCCUAUUUAUACACUCUCUUGUUUCAAGCUCCCGGACACGCUGUUGACUGAGAUUCAUAGCAUGCUCUCACAAUUUUGGUGGGUACAAAAAGGCGCAGAACGAAGAAUGGUUUGGAUUAAAUGGGACACAAUGACGAGACCGAAGAAAGAUGGCGGGCUGGGGAUCAAGGACCUAAGGGCGCAAAAUUUGGCUUUAUUGGGAAAACAAUGUUGGUGUCUAAUGAAAUACCCUAAUUCUACUCUAUCAAGAAUACUCAAAGCUAAAUAUUUCAGAUAUACAGAUUUCCUAUAUGCAGAGAUAGGAAGCGUACCGUCGUGGGGCUGGAGAAGUGUUAUUGAAGGGCGCAAGGUGAUCGAGAAAGGCUUGUUAUGGAAAAUAGGCUCUGACGCUAAUGUUCGCAUCUUCCAUGACCCCUGGCUCCCACCACCAGUGCCCUUUAAUGUCCCUUAA